AUGUCGACGCCCGCGUACACCAAGCACGUCGUCGCGUUCACGAUCAGUGGUGGUUGGGGUCAUGCACGACCGAUGGUCGCGUUCUUGUGUCGUCUAGUGCAGCGCGCGCCCGUGCUGGUGACCUUCAUCGUCUCCGUGGUCAUCGAGGACAAGACGAGGAACGAAGUUGAUCGCUUCCUGACGGGCGAGCAUGCGGACAAGAAGGAGCGAUUCAGGCUCGUAUUCAUCCCCGCUGCGACCCCCGUACGUAUGCAAGAGAUGAAGGAGAACUUCGAGAACGCAUAUACAGCCAUACUGGCCGACAUCACCACCCGCGCACCGGAUGUGAUGGUCUGCGAUACCAUCGCCCACUGCGUCCUCCAAUCCACCCGCGCCAUGUCGCCCGCGACUCGCAUCGUCGGCUGGUGCGGCUACGGCGCCAUCGCCAUCCUCACCCUAGCGCAGAUGUUCGAGAAAGAUAUUGAAAAGCACUGGGAGCUGAUUGAGAAGAGAGUGAAGGAGGAAGGCGUUCUGCCGAGGGCGGUGGCGAAUGAGAUCGCACUGAACGCAACCUCGGGAAAGACGCUGGACGUCGCGGACUUGCCGCCCAUGGCGGACUAUGAGCUGUUCCCGCAGCCACCCGUCUUCAUGCCCUGGGACGUGCACUUCCACUCCGUUCGCUCCGUCCCGACCUGCGAAGCCAUCAUUGCCCCCUCCUGUCGCUCAAUCGAACCCAAGACCUGCGAUGCGCUGGCAGCGCGACUUGCACCAAACCACUUCUUCGCCGUCGGUCCGUUGUUCCCGCCCGCAGAGGAGGCGAUGUCAAAGGCAGGCGUCGCCGAGAUCGCGCAAUCAGAAGAGGGAGCGGAGAUCGUGAGCUUCAUGGACCGGAUGCUGAAGGAGAAGGGGGAGAAGAGUGUGCUCUAUAUCUCCUUCGGCUCGACGUUCUCCACCUUCAUUGGGAUUGAGAAGGAGGUGAUGUGGGCAUGGUUCGAUGUGGUGGCGGAUAUGGGAAUUCCGGUGAUCAUCGCCUAUCACAAGAUGAGUGAGCCACUACCUGCAGAGUUGAAGGCCAAGUUCGACGCUGGCGGGGUCACGUUGGUAUCGGCAUGGACGCCCCAGCAGUACGUGCUGGCGCAUCCAGCCACCGGCUGGUUUCUCACCCACAACGGCUUCGGCGGCACGAACGAGGCCCUUGCCGCUGGCGUCCCUACCGUCUCUUGGCCCAUCUGCGCCGACCAGCCACUGUACGCGCUCCUCGUCUCCCGCGUGCACAACACAGGGCACGAGCUUAACGAGGUGCGCCGCGGCUUCGGGCGCAGGCCACGUCAGAGCAAUGGGUGGACACCAACGAGCGACGUCUUCGACAUUAACGCGCCGUAUAAUGUUGUGUGGACGCCAGGGAAUGAGGACAAGGUCUCGGCGGAGACGAUUGAAAAGGUGCGGGAGGAGGCGAAGAGGGUGCUGGGAUGGGCGUUCUUUGAUGAGGUGAAGAGAGCUGAGAAGGAGGCGAAUGCCGCGCGGGUCAAGGCAAUGGUAGAGAUUGCGUGGGCGGAAGGGGAAGGAAAUGAGCAGGGGGUGGCGGCGAGGGAUAUGCAGCGGUUCAUCGAAGUGUUUCUAAGUUAG
Schizophyllum commune H4-8 is the source of this 1605-nucleotide messenger RNA. RefSeq names its product UDP-Glycosyltransferase/glycogen phosphorylase. The record is from RefSeq and is a predicted model, not a curated record. Bases 1 to 1605 code for a protein of 534 amino acids. Gene Ontology annotation, molecular function: UDP-glycosyltransferase activity. NCBI's taxonomy places the organism in Eukaryota, Fungi, Basidiomycota, Agaricomycetes, Agaricales, Schizophyllaceae. The transcript has 11 exons.